AUGAACCUAGCCCCGGCGGACCAGGCUCCUAUACGAUACCAUCCCCUCCCACCGCUAUCGCUACCGCUACCACUACCGGACGACAGGAGCGGUCUACAAGCCUACAUUGAACAAUCACGAGCGGCCCUACAGAGCCAGCGUGCUAGCUUCGAAUGUGAGCGCGCUGCGUUUGGCGAGGAACGUAAGUUGUGGAGUCAGGAGCGGGAAAUACUCAAGUCGAGAAUAGCGAAUCUUGAAAAACAUAUCAACUGCACCCAUGAGGACAUGGCUACCGCAGUGCCUGUAAACCAGGCUGGCAACCCGUCUUCCGCUAGCUUAAGAGUCUGGGAAGGCUCGAGGCCGACAGGGAGGCCGACAAGGAGGUUUUUUGACGGGACGUCAGCAGCGGGACUCCUUGCUCCAGCACCAGCACCAGCAGCGUAUGAUUCGUCUUUUCUCCAGGUAGAUGAUCACCUCGCUUCUGGUAGAUCGCCAUCUCUAGAUGAGGCGCUCUCCCCCAGAUCCCAGCCGGUUGACCGAGCACACCAUGUUGCCAUCCCUGUGGAGUUGGUAGACAGUAGCUUAGACGGCAUCACUCUCAAAUCGACUGGCCUGCCACCCAAUGUUGCCGCAAAGCUAACUUCUCCUCCUCUCGCAACUUCAAACAUCCCCUCUCCGCCACAGCUAGGCACCGCCCUCACCGCCGCCGCCGCCGCAGACGCUAACGAAUCGCGGGACCAUUACCACACUCACGAUGGGUGUGAUGCUUCAACCCUUCAGACCGCUCCGCCAGAGGUCGGCACUACUGCUGAACCCACUGUCCAAGCGCCAGCGGAGCGGCCCCGACUUACGACUCAUACGACAGACGAACAACCUAAAUUCACCCCAGACGCGGACUCACCUGACCACAACUACACAGAAGUCGAAAUCGAUGACGACCCAGAGCUGACUGGCCCGCUCAUGCUCCGGAAUGACGAAGAGCAGGAUUUAGACUUCCUCGAAGCGCUUGACAAGAAACUUCUCAUGGAGGCCAAGAGAGUGGUAUCAGCCAGCCCUACAUUAUCUGACAUCGAUGCCCUGUCUGACGUAGCAAAUCCUCAGUCGGAACCCGAGCCAGAGAUCCGGUUCAAGAAGACUACCAACUUCGGUACAGCAUUUGGCUCAACGCAGCGUAUGGCUUGA
Molecule: messenger RNA, 1161 nt
Organism: Nannizzia gypsea CBS 118893
Lineage: Eukaryota; Fungi; Ascomycota; Eurotiomycetes; Onygenales; Arthrodermataceae
Exons: 1
Coding region: 1-1161 (386 amino acids)
Source: RefSeq, a predicted model, not a curated record